Molecule: messenger RNA, 6462 nt
Organism: Pecten maximus
Lineage: Eukaryota; Metazoa; Mollusca; Bivalvia; Pectinida; Pectinidae
Product: cyclic AMP-dependent transcription factor ATF-6 beta-like
Exons: 14
Coding region: 90-1994 (634 amino acids)
Biological process (GO): endoplasmic reticulum unfolded protein response; regulation of transcription by RNA polymerase II
Cellular component (GO): nucleus
Molecular function (GO): DNA-binding transcription factor activity, RNA polymerase II-specific; RNA polymerase II cis-regulatory region sequence-specific DNA binding
Source: RefSeq, a predicted model, not a curated record
UAUACACGCGAAAAGGAAGAUGUCUAAGAACAUGAGAUAUAUGUUAUAAAUUAUUGUUUAUAGGCCAUUUCUCUUUGUUUUCUGAAAACAUGAGCUUGAACAUGGUCUCGGAAGUGGACAGGAGGUUCUACUCCAACAAUUUGCUUUCAAAUGAAGAUUUAGAAGCUGACAUGGAUCUGUCCGAGAUACUGGGAAUGGAUACAGCGCUGAGUCCAGAGGACUUGGUCCGAGAUUUCCCGGAUGACUUUCCAACUCUGACUUUGGAUGCCAUAAAUAAUGACACGUUUACAGCAUUUGCUGAUUCAUGUACAACAUUCCAUGAUGAUCUACAACAGGAGUUCAGUGACAGCUCGGACAGUGGGAUUAGUGGUGUGACAGUGCAAUAUGAAAAUCAGCCAUCACCAGACCUCCUGAUCAAACAGGAGCCUCUGUCUCCAGCAUCAUCCCUGUCCUCGGAGGGCUCUGACGGAAUAGUGUCACAGUCACAUAAGAUAUACACCGUUGAUCAGGACCUUAAGAUAGAAAGUCCACCAUCAUCUCCACAAUCGAUGAUCCUGACAAGUCAGGGCCAAACCAUUCCUCAAUCAUCCUUCACAUACAUUGGUGACCAGUCAGAUAUUGGGUCAUCCGUGAUCAUCAACGCUCCGUCGAAAACUUGUAGCACAGUUCUCACUGGGUUUGAUACAUCCAUCAACAUCAACUCCAUUCUGAAUUCCAAAGUCAAGAUUCAGCCCAAACCAUUGUCGUCAGAUAAAACUGCCACUGUACAGAAACCAGCUAUCCCAAAGACAGAACCUGGGAAACCAUUGGUGCUCACACCUGAAGAAUUUAAGAGACUUACUUCACAAGGAGUUUUGAAAUUCCAGCCUCCAUCUACAAGCCAGAAAACCAAGGUGGAAAUUCCUAAAGUUACUACAACAGUUAUCUCACCACCUCAAAUGACUGCCAGUCCCAUAGUGCAAGUGGAUCAUGAGAUGAAAAAUGUGAAAAGACAGCAGAGGAUGAUCAAAAAUAGAGAAUCUGCUAGUUUGUCAAGAAAACGCAAGAAAGAAUAUCUACAGACACUGGAGGAACAACUAAGCCAAUAUAAUCAACUGAAUCUAAAACUGCAGCAGGAGAAUGAGGAGUUGAGACGAAGGCUGUGUAUCAUUCAAACAGAGAAUGAGGAGCUGAAGGGUAAAGGCACUGGAAUGGCCUCCCCUGCCAAGAAGAUCUGCCUCAUGGCUGUAUUUGUUUUUUUCACACUCAAUUUUGGCACAUUCAGUAAUCUGAUAUUAAUGCCUCGUGCUACAAAUCAUAACUCCGAUCUUAGUCCUGACUUGUUUGCUCACAAGGGCAGACAACUCCUUGCUGUACCAGAAGAAAAAGAUACAUUUUCAGUUGGAAGCUUCAUGCCCGACUAUCCAUUUAGCAGACUAAAAAAGUUCAUGGAAGAAAAUCCUGAGCAUGCCAAGGAAAUCAACAACAAAACUCUCUAUCAGCUAUAUACAUGUCCAUCAUAUUUCAACAAAACAGAGUCAAUAAGACUUGCAGACCAGCUUUCUGGCUGGAUGAAACGGCAUGAACAGCAGAAAAAGAAGAAACCAAGAAAACCUGUCAGCAGGGAGAAUCGCCCCAUUACAUCAUCACACUCGCUGAGAGAACUCCGUCACAUGAGAGAACAGCAUUACAGGACACAGGAGAACCAGCUACAACUGUUCCAGGGCGACACUGUGAGAAAUUUUUGGCAGUCUCUUCCACGCCGCAAUGACACGUUUUACGUCCUCUCAUUCAACUCGGAUUACUUCCUGAUACCGGCAGUUGCUCACAAUAAGACAAUGAGACCAAGAAUGUCACUUGUAAUGCCAGCCACAUCUCUCAAUGAAACCAUGCAGCCUCCAGCUGGAAAUAUUGGUAUGAUGCAAAUAGAUUGUGAAGUCCUAAACACUCAGCUCAUCCACGUCCACAAGUCGGCACUACCGAGACACAAUACAUCGGAGUCAUUCUUCCCGUGAUCAAUGUUUCAUAUUAUAUAAAGGACAUGUGCUAAUGUCUGUUUGUAUCUCAGAAUGGAGUACAGAAAAAAAUGAUCUCAAUUUGUGUGGAAGGACCGCAGAUGGUCUUGAACAGUAAAACUCAAGGAUACAGAAGGAAUCGUAAAGAGAUUAGGGGCUAACUUAAAGACUUGGAAUCAAGAUAUUAUUGAAAUCUGUAUCAGUUAUAUUGAAUUACUUUCAAUAUAUCAGCAGUUUUCCCCCAGAACUUAUUCAUUAUAUUUGUCUGCCUGACUGAAAUUGUCUGACAUUCUUUCACUUUAAAAUAUGCACAUUUUUGUUGAGCAUCAGUCAAUGUGUAUUGCGGUAUUCAGUGCACAAUAUAAUACACUGUACUAGUAACUAUUGUGCAAUUCAACUUGAUUGGCACUUUUUUUAUGACUAAACAUAUACAUCAAGGCUAAUCAUGCUGAAAAGUUCUAGCAAUUUAUGUCCUGAUAAAUUUUAUAAAUUUCCUUCUUGGCAUUUAAUAUGUGAAUCUCAUUGUUCCCGAUUAAUUUUGUAGUUCAAGUAUAAAAAUACAAAAAGAAUAAGGAAUUUCACAAUAGUAUGUAGGAAUAAUUGUUUACUUUUUCAAAAUAAAAAUAAAUUCAGUAAGUCAAUGCCUUCGAGAAAUAUUAGCAUAACACACUUUUUUACAGUUUAACUGAAAUGAUUAUGUAACUUUGUCUCCUAAUCACUAAAAUUGUCUGCAUGAGAGCAUCUCAGUUCUUUAAUUGUAAAACUCAUUUUAGAUUUAGAUGAGUUAUUAAACUUUUUAUGAAAUCCAUAAUAUUUAGUGAAUUUGAUAACUUUACAAUUUAUGAUAGACCACGAUUUAUUUUAUUAUUUUUUUAUGUGCUGUGCUUUGCACAGCUACCUCUAGGAAUCAUGGGCAAGGUCAACGAGGACCAAAUCAUUUGGAAUCAUGAUCAAGAUCAAUUAAUAUAUGGAAAGAAAAAAAUACAGUAAAUUGAAUGAACGACUAUUAAAACCUGGGAACAAGUUUAACAGCAUUUUACUGGAAUCUUGCAGGGAAAUAAUGGCAAUGUGGGUUAACAAAAAAAUGUGAUGGAUAUUUAAAACACCAAGAUGAACCAAUAUCAGAAUUAAAUGUAAUCAUAGUAUGCCAAUAAUUCUUCACCCUUCAGCAGAACGUUGAUGCAACCACUGCCUUUUCAAAGUCAAUGAAAUUCCUCAAAAUGACCUCAUCAUCAUCAGCAAAAUAUCCAGGUAUGUACAAACUAAAACCUUGCUUCUAUUGCCGGCCAUUUUUUAUUAAUGUACAUAAUGUAUAUUUUUUUUCCAAUAAGGCAUAUUUAACACUGCUGAUGAAUAUCCUACAAAUUAACAAAUGCUUUGUUAAUGAAAUAUUUAACUGUUGAUUUUCAAAUACAUGAUUCAUGUAUUACCUGACCUUAAGCGGCAUUACCAAUAAAAAGUCAUUUUCAUAGAUACACAUUUGAUUGUAAAUAUCUCACUUCCACAUUCCAGUAAGAUUGUUUUAUAAGGAAUUAAUUGUGCUGUGUGAAUGAAAAAAUUGUUUAUUGUGCAAAUCAUUCAUUUAUAACUUUUUAAACUUACAUCUUUUUCAUAUGUUCAUUCAUUGUUUGGUAUAUAGAAACGUUUGCAUUAAGUGAUCACUAAUGGCAUUGGUCACUGAAGUUGUUGACUGACUUGUCGGUAUACAUGUACUAGCUGGGGUGUAACGUUUUAGAAAAUACUUCUGAGCCUGCCCCUGUGGAAAGGGCAAGGAGAGCUUUUCACAGCUUCCGAAGACAUAUGUCUUGCGAUAAGAAAGCUCUUUGAACGUAGCCUUUCAUAUAUGCAUUCAAAUCAAGAUGGUGCCUUACAUGACAACUAAGUUCUUGUAUUCUCUUUAUCCAGUCAUCAUCUGUAUAUUUUUCUUCAGUUAAGCUAAAUGUUUUGUAUUUAAGGUUUAAAAAAACUUUUAAAUAUAAAAGAUGUUUUCUGAUAUAUAUAUACCUUAAAUAUAAGUACAUGUGUGUUUUGCAUAGAGAGCGUAACAAUUACUCUCGACUUAGAUACGGUUGUGUACUGUAGUUUUUUUUACCACAUUAUGGAGUGACAUCCCAACAACAGAUGACAUCAGAUUAAGGAGUUACAAACUGAAUGAAAAUAUAAAGACCGAAAUGAAAAUAAAACAAGCAUUAAAAUGAAAUUGAAUUAAUGUAUUGUACAAAAAUAUUAACCUAUCCAAUUAAUCAGAUAAACUUUUGUUCAAAUUUACUCAAUUUACCACUUUGAAUUGUUCCAUAACUAACGGAAAAUAGAUAUGUGUGAUAUAUAUUAUGACACUUUUACUUGGUAGAAGAUGUAGAAUUUUUCGUGGGACACAUGGCAGAGCACAUGCCCAAGGCAGCAGGUUAUAGUAUCAUAAUUUAUUUAUCAUUUACUCAUCAUUAUAUAUAACAUUAUAAUAAGUAGUUACAAAUUUAUAUUCUUACUCUAGCAUUUUUUCAGAUUCCUAUAUAUUUUAUGUUAUUUGUUUUAUGAGAGAAUUGAAACUGUUUGUUAGCGAUAGUAUGUUGACCGUUACAUGUAUAUUAUAGUUAAGUAAAUGUGGCCGAGUAUGUUGACCGUUACAUGUAUAUUAUCAGUAAGUAUAGGUGGAUGGUACUUGUACCUAUUUGGGGAAAAAACAUGUAAAUACAAUAGUGUCUUUGUGAUUGGUGCAUGUACAUUAUGAAUUUUGUGUUUCAUACUUUUCAUUUCAUUUCACAAAGAUUUUUUUGGUAAAGUGUGUUUCACACAUGUAUCCUAAAAUAACAAGUUUCCAUGUAUUACAUGUUUUCAAAUGUGGUCAUGUGCUAGCUGGUCAAAUAACUUUGUAAAGUACAAAUAAGUUUUCAGAUCCAAAACAAAAUCCAAAGUCAAUUCAUAAACUUUUGUUUAUUGAUGAAAGUCCUAAACUAAGUGAAUAAAUCUUACUUAAAAAAUCACUGAUAUUUACAUUUUUUUUAAAGUGAUUAUUGAAGAUGUAUAACUUUGAUACGAUUUAAGAAUUUAACAUAAGAAUAACUUACAAUGAUUGUUUUUAAUCGUAAUUAGUGCUGACCAAUGAUUUUAUAUGAUUCAAUCUUGACACUCAUCCAAAGAGGCCAUUUUGUUUUGAAAUAACGACUGUUGUUGUGAUGUAGAUUAUUAAUGGAUGCAUUUUGAUUAUAAGAAUAUAUAAUUAAUGAUUUAUUGAGAUUUCCACUUUUAUUGUUAUGUUAAUGUAUGGUUUUGUCUCUGGAAAUGUUUUGUGUAAAAUAUUUUUGUCUGAAAUGAUUUCCUCAAUUAUAAAUUAUGUACAUAUUUGCAAUACUUUGCAGAGGUGUCAGUUGUAAUCACUUGGUUUGUAGAUAUGUGUAAAUAAAAAUUUACAUAAUACAAAUAAGGGUUGAAGGUACUGAAUAUCACUUUGUAAUUCACCAAUCGAAUAUUAAUCAAGACAAGACCUCAGUAAAAUCAUUAUCAUUGAUAGAUGUGCUAUUUAAAAUUGCUGAAGUAAUGGUGCAAUUUACUCUUUCUAAUUGCUUAUAAGACCUAUCGAAAAUUACAUUGAUUAAACAUCUAAGCUAUUUGUAUGUUUUGGACAAUUAUGUAUAUUCUUUAUUUGGGAGAUUUUAUCUUUGUGAUAAAUGGGUGCAAUCUUAGUUACCAGAUAGUAAUAUAUUGUGAUUUGUAGUGUGUAGUAUCUAGCAUUUCUGUUUUUAACAGACGGUUAUUUGACCACCUUCGUUUUUAUUUGACACUAUUAAACAGAUUAUACAUUAGAAGCAAUAGUUUGGGGAUAACACCACCUUCUAAAUCCAAGGGUUUGAUUUCAAUAUGCUUAAUAUUUCUGCAUCUGUUGGUUUAUCCAGGGAUAAAAACCUGACCAUUUAUACUAUGCCGAUGUUUAUAAUUUAUUUAUUGAGCAUUGCGAAAGUGCUACACACAAAUAAAAUCUUGUCAGUAUUCCUUUAAUUUUGAUCAAAGAUUUCACAGUAAUGCCUGAUUCAGUUAGAUUUCUAGUAACUUGCAUCACAUAGAUCUCAUAACACUCAUAUCUAGAUCAGCACAAAGCUACCUUUUCUUAAAUUACAUCUAACUACACACCCUUAACCGUCUCAACAUAGGUUUAUUGAGAGCAGAACUCUUGGAUUUAGGAGUUGGGAGAACCUCAGAUGUGACACAACAGGAUUUAAAUUAUUUAUAUUAAAGAAAGCCCAUUAAAGAUUAAUUAAAUUGUAUAUAAAAUCAUGGUGAAACUAUUGCCAUCGUUGCCCAAGUUGAAUUAGGUUUUCAUUGAAACUUAUGUGAAAAUGUGGCACAAAAUGUCAGUAGAAAAUGUUUAAAUUGUGAUGUUGGAUCGUAUUGUAAAUGUAGUAACAUGUGGGUAACGUGAGUUGUUAUGGACAUGUGAAAUAAACAUUUUUUAACUUUUCGUACUGAAAAAUAA